Rana temporaria (common frog) is the source of this 4242-nucleotide messenger RNA. RefSeq names its product MCF.2 cell line derived transforming sequence (gene MCF2). Gene Ontology annotation, molecular function: guanyl-nucleotide exchange factor activity; protein binding. Gene Ontology annotation, biological process: dendrite development; intracellular signal transduction. NCBI's taxonomy places the organism in Eukaryota, Metazoa, Chordata, Amphibia, Anura, Ranidae. The record is from RefSeq and is a predicted model, not a curated record. Bases 366 to 3701 code for a protein of 1111 amino acids. The transcript has 30 exons. Gene Ontology annotation, cellular component: cytoplasm.
AGUUGUCAGUAGAGGAGGGAGGAGAGCGCCGGCCGGUCGGCUCCUGGAAGUCAUGGACGGAUUGCAGGCACUGCACUGCCCGGAGCCCGCUCUCUCCCGGGGGGAUCACCAGGACUGGAGCGGACAGUGAUCGGCAGAUCUCCGGUGUGGGACCCCUAUAGUAUCGGGAUUACAGGGCGGAGAUCUGCUGUACAGCCCGGAGCUCCGCUCAUUCUGCAGUCUCACUGCGCUGGGCUCAGCCUCUGUACACUAACGGGAUCGGUCCUACAAGUGGGGUCCGGGGCCCCGGAUAGAGAUCAGACAUUCCAUGGGGGCCCCCCAGCACUGACACUGCCCCACCUGGGGGCCCCAUACACUGGAGCGGUAUGACAUUUGUGGACUCGGUCAGGAUCACAGCUCUGGAGAUGGAGAAAUAUUACAGCCUGCAGCAGGCUGGCUCUCGCCUGGACUCCCUGCUAGAAGACACAGCAGCCCCCAUCUGUGCCAGGGACAUCACUGAUCUGCUGAUGAAAGAACUGGCUUUUCUGUCAGGUGGUCGGGGGAAGGAUGACGGCUGGAUCAUCACAUUUCCUGAAAACACCGCGUUCCACGAAGUUCCCGAUAGUGUGCUAAAAACUGUUUUGACUUAUCUGACCUCCAUUCCAAGUAAACAUGAGAAUGAUGUAAAAUUCAUAAUCAUAUUGGACAGAAGAUUGGAUACAUGGACGUCUGUGAAACUGACUCUCCAGAAAUUAUCUCAUUCAUUUCCUGGAAACCUUCAUUUGGUUUUGGUCUUGAGGCCAACUGGAUUUUUCCAGCGCACCUUCACUGACAUUGGAUUCCGAUAUAGUCAAGAGGACUUCAUUCUCAAGCUCCCGGUGGUUAUGAUAAGUUCUGCAUCUGACUUAUUAAAGUACAUAGAUGAAAAGCAGUUGACACCAGAAUUCGGAGGCACACUUGAAUACCGACAUAGGGAUUGGGUUGUCUUUCGAACGGCCAUUGAAGGUUUUGCGUUGACAGUGAAGGAAAUUGCUCAGAUGCUGCAGGCCUUCGGUACAGAAUUGGCUGAGACAGAAUUACCCGGCGAUAUAUAUUCAAUUGAACACAUUCUAGCAAACCGCACGGAAAAAUACUGCCAGUUGAAGAAAGACAUCACAUCUGUAAUGAGAGAAGGGGGAUUAUUACUGAACAGUUUUGAAGGACAAAGCAUAAGUUUUGUCAGUGGACAGCAAGUCUGUGAAAAACCUGGAGACUGCGAUACCGUGAACAGGCUUUUAGCACAGUUACAUGAGAUGGAAUGUGCAUUUGAUGGAUUUUGGGAGAAACACCAGCAGAAAAUGGAGCAAUAUUUGGAACUGUUGAAAUUUGAACAGCACUUUGAAGAGCUGAAGAGCACCAUUGAAUUUUUGAUGGUACAACAAGCAGGACUUUCAGAUACAGGGGAGAAUUUAUCUGAUGUCAGACAACGCCUGAUGGAGUUAAAUAAUAUAGAUGAAAGAGCACAGGAGUUAACAUCAAGGUCUCAGUUGGUGAUACUACAUGGCCAUCAGUUAGCAGCAAAUCAUCACUAUGCACUCAAUUUGAUCUGCCAGCAAUGCAACGAGUUGAGACAUGCAUCGGAUGUUUUAUUGGAGGAGAUAAAAAGGAAAAAUUCUCGUCUCUGUAAUACACAAGAUCUCCAUGUCCAGCUACAGCAGGCUUUAGAAUGCUGUGACCAAGGGGCGUAUUUUCUAGCUAACCAGCAAAUGGACAAGUGCCAGUCUAGGGAUGGUGCACAGAACGCUUUACAAGACAUAGAGAAGUUUCUGGAGAGCUGCACACUUGGUUUUGACCCACAAAGCCUGAAGCAUAACUAUGAGACUAUUCUAACGGAUGAACUGCAGGCUCACAUUGAGGCUGUUCAGGUGAAGAUGGAAAACAUGCAAGAUUUAUUUGAAAACCGGCAGGCUAGCCUAAAGAAGUUGGCUGACAAGCAUGUACGCCCAGUGCAGUUAGUGGCUCCUCGACCUGAGAAUCCCCCCAGAGCAAAGUCUCCCCUGUUCUCCCCAAAGCAUGGUAUGGAUUUCAAUUCAAGUCUCAAGUUCUCAUUUGACAUAACGUUGCCAGGGAAACGGACCACACGGAAAAUGCAAACUUCUCGCAAGAUUGAGGUGAUGCAUGACUAUCAAGAGAAAAGAAAUUCCUUACAAUUUUUUAUAUCAGAAAGUGAAGACAGUUUAGACAUACUUAAAGGGCAUGUUAUCCAUGAGCUCAUAGAGACUGAACGGAUCUAUGUAGAAGAACUUUAUACUAUUUUACUGGGGUAUAGAUCUGAGAUGGAGAAUCCAGCAAUGAUUCGAUUAAUGCCACCUUCUUUGAGGAAUACGAAGAAUAUUUUGUUUGGAAAUAUGCCAGAAAUUUACGAGUUCCACAACAAAAUAUUUCUACUGAGCCUUGAAAGCUGUAUUGAAGCACCCGAAAGAGUGGGAUUCUGUUUCUUAGAAAGGAGAGAAGACUUUCAAAUGUAUGAAAAGUACUGCCACAAUAAACCUCGGUCAGACUCCCUCUGGAGACAGUUUGCAGACAGUGUUUUCUUUCAGGAAUGCCAAAGAAAAUUGGAGCACAAGCUUGCUUUAGAUUCAUACCUACUUAAACCAAUACAACGCCUAACAAAAUACCAGCUGCUACUUAAGGAAUUGCUGAAGUAUAGCAUUAAUUCAGAAGGAGGUCAGGAAUUACAAGAGGCAUUAGUGUCUAUGUUGGAUUUAUUAAAAUCUGUGAAUGAUUCUAUGCAUCAAAUUGCAAUUACAGGAUACAAUGGAGACAUAAAUGAUCUGGGCCGAAUACUUAUGCAGGGUUCCUUCAGUGUGUGGAUCGCCCAUAAAAAAGGACCAACAAAAAUGAAGGAACUUGCUCGUUUUAAACCAAUGCAGAGACAUCUAUUCCUUUAUGAGAGGGCACUGGUUUUCUGUAAAAGGAGGGAGGAACAUGGAGAUGGACAUGAUAAAACUCCAUCUUACAGCUUCAAACACUUUCUAAAGAUGAAUGCGGUUGGCAUCACAGAAAAUGUGAAGGGGGAUAAUCGCAAGUUUGAAAUUUGGUACAGUGGACGAGAAGAGGCUUAUGUUGUACAGGCUCAGACAGCAGAACAGAAGGCGGCAUGGUUGAAUGAAAUUCGGAAGAUACUGACCAAGCAAGGGGAACUUAUGAAAGUAGAGAAACAGAAACAGAAUUCGUUCUCAGACCAGGUUGUGCUGUCACCACAAAUCAGUGAGGGAAGAUUACAGAGGCUGUCAGUAAGUUCUGAAGAAAAUGACUCUGAGAAUAACAGUCCCGUUACACUGGAUAGCUUAAAUAUCUCACCUCAGCAUAAACCACACAAAGGUUGGACUGGAAUGUCCCAGUCUUUAGAGAUCUGUGAAGGACUUGAAGGCUGGUCAAGCUCAUGUGCUUGUUCUGACACAGAAGAGGAGGACAUAGUACAGUUGUCUCCUGGCAGAUAUAAAGCACUGGCUGACUGCAAGAAGAGGGGAUCUGAUGACGUACUGGUGAGAAAUGGGGAUGUUAUCCAACUUUUGCAGGAGGAUGCUGAGGGAAAAUGGUUAGUGAAGAAUUUGAACAGGAAAAAAGAAGGUUGGAUUCACGGAAACAACUUGCAAAUCAUCAUCGGUGAAUGCAGGAUCCGAGCUUCUAAAUUAACAGAUGCUGCCCUGUGUACCACAAGGAAGCUAAGUUCUCCAUAGAAAGACGGGUGGAAAUAACUGCAUCUUACCUGGGGCUUCAGCAAGAGACAUUGUUACAUAGUAAUGUUACAGCAAAUUGAACUAAAUUAAAUUCAACAGCCAUCUGUGACCAUUAUUCAAAAACCCACGUACAUUUUUCAUAACAUGGGACUCUUUUAUCGAGCUUAUUUUGUAAGACGGUUGCUGUAAAUUGGAAGGUUCCAUUUUUAUUGUGCUCCAUAGCAUCACCAUUGUAUUUUUCAUCUUGGCAAAAGAAAUGUUUUUAACUCUAUGUAAAUAUAUGUGCUGAUGUUUCUAGACAAUGCAUUCCAAGCUCAUCAUGUGUUUUACCAUUUUGGAGUAAAAUACUUGCACUAGACUCGUCAUACUUGUAUUCCUCUAACAAGGAUUCCCUCUAGAGGACAGCUUCAACAUUACCUCCUUUAUAUGAACUGAACACUGGAAGACUAUGAAUGAUUCUGAACGUUCCACGUUGUUGCCACUACCUGCAUUGUCUGGUUAAAUGUGACACAUUGCAAUAAAAGUCUUAAUCAUUCUUCCA